AUGUCCAAGAAAACUCGUGGACCGAAUUUUUCAUCAGGUGAAAAAAAAGUUUUAAUAGAACUUACUGACAAAUAUAAGGAAAUAGUUGGAAAUAAAAAAGCCGAUGCCGUAACCAUAGCUGCAAAAAAACAGGCGUGGGAAAAAUUAACAGAAGAAUUUAAUACCCUCAGCUCUUACUGUAUUAGGACAGAAGAUCAAUUGAGAACAUGUUGGGACAACUUAAGAAGAACUACUAGGAAUGAGAAAGCUUUAGCGAAACAGGAAUCUCACUUAACAAGAGGAAACAGAAACGAAAAUCCUUCUGAUACAUUGCAAGCACAGAUUAAGUCUUUGCUAGGAUCAAGUUUAGUUGAGGUUGAUAAUGUAUUUGACUCGGACAGCCAUUCUAUAGAAGAAAAUGACACAUUGUAUGUAGAAGUCCUAUCAGAAACUGAAACAAAAGAAGACAAGAAAACUGAUGCUGGACGUUCACAAGUACUAAAAGUAAAAAGAAUUUUACAAUCUAAGAAUGCAGAUAAUAUUUGUAGAAGCCGGACACCAGAGGCAACAAAGACCAAAGUGUUCAAUCAUCGUAAACGGAAAAAUAAUUCACCAUCGUCAUCAUCUUCAUCAUCAUCAUCAUCACCUCAUAAAAAAAGACCAAGAACUUCACUACAGGACAAAGCAUGUGAUCCAGGCAACAGACGUCAACAGGCAUUUGUUCCACGGACACCAGCUAUGCUCUCGGCUGGAUCCAAAGCAAAACCGGCUCCCCGCAUACCAUUUCACUUACCACCAUUGCCAGAUCCACAUGCAUAUAUUAGAACACCUACUCACAAGCAACCAGUAACAGAGUAUGAGGCUAUUAGAGAAAAAGCUGCAUAUCAGAAGAAAGAUAUUGAGAAAGCAAUAACUGAAUUUCUAGCAAAAACAAGUGAGACACACAACCUCUUCAACACUGAAGAUAAUCCAGUUUUUCCAUUGAUAGCAUGCAAACCAACAUUUCCUGCGUACCUGCCAUGCCUUCUGCCGACUGACCAAGGGUUUGACUUUGAUGAACUAGAAUAUCACUUCCAAGUGGCGAAUAGAACAGAAGAUAUGCCAGCAGAUAAAAAAGAUCAAUCAGACAAUGAAGGUGAUAACGGCGACGACAAUGAUAAUGCAAACAAUUCCCACUCGGAAAAUCAAGAUACUCCAUCGGGGUAA
Molecule: messenger RNA, 1185 nt
Organism: Danaus chrysippus (African queen)
Lineage: Eukaryota; Metazoa; Arthropoda; Insecta; Lepidoptera; Nymphalidae
Source: the annotation of a GenBank genome assembly